CUUGGGUUCUUCUCUCCCCAGGGUCAGCUUGCACAGGAGAACCAAGCCCACAGCAGAGUCUCCAUGGAGAUGUGGAGCCUUGUCCCCGACCUCUAACUGCAGAACUGGGAUGUGGAGCUGGAAGUGCCUCCUCCUCUGGGCUGUGCUGGUCACAGCCACGCUCUGCACGGCCAGGCCGGCCCCGACCUUGCCUGAACAAGCCCAGCCCUGGGGAGCCCCCGUGGAAGUGGAGUCCCUCCUGGUCCACCCCGGUGACCUGCUGCAGCUCCGCUGUCGGCUGCGGGACGAUGUGCAGAGCAUCAACUGGCUGCGGGACGGGGUGCAGCUGGUGGAAAGCAACCGCACCCGCAUCACAGGGGAGGAGGUGGAGGUGCGGGACUCCGUGCCCGCCGACUCCGGCCUCUACGCCUGUGUGACCAGCAGCCCCUCGGGCAGCGACACCACCUACUUCUCCGUCAACGUCUCAGAUGCCCUCCCCUCCUCGGAGGACGACGAUGACGAUGAUGACUCCUCUUCAGAGGAGAAAGAGACGGAUAACACCAAACCAAACCGUAUGCCCGUGGCUCCCUACUGGACGUCCCCAGAAAAGAUGGAAAAGAAAUUGCACGCAGUGCCAGCUGCCAAGACAGUGAAGUUCAAAUGCCCCUCCAGUGGGACUCCCAACCCCACCCUGCGCUGGCUGAAAAAUGGCAAGGAAUUCAAACCUGACCACAGGAUCGGAGGCUACAAGGUCCGUUAUGCCACCUGGAGCAUCAUAAUGGAUUCAGUGGUGCCUUCAGAUAAAGGCAACUACACCUGCAUCGUGGAGAACGAAUACGGUAGCAUCAACCACACCUACCAGCUGGACGUCGUGGAGCGGUCCCCUCACCGGCCCAUCCUUCAGGCAGGCUUGCCCGCCAACAAGACAGUGGCCCUGGGCAGCAACGUGGAGUUUAUGUGUAAGGUGUACAGUGACCCACAGCCCCACAUCCAGUGGCUGAAGCACAUCGAGGUGAACGGGAGUAAGAUUGGUCCAGACAACCUGCCUUAUGUCCAGAUCUUGAAGACUGCCGGAGUUAAUACCACCGACAAAGAGAUGGAGGUGCUUCACUUAAGGAAUGUCUCCUUUGAGGACGCGGGGGAGUAUACAUGCUUGGCGGGUAACUCUAUCGGACUCUCCCAUCACUCUGCAUGGUUGACCGUUCUGGAAGCCCUGGAAGAGCGACCAGCGGUGAUGACCUCGCCCCUGUACCUGGAGAUCAUCAUCUACUGCACAGGGGCCUUCCUCAUCUCCUGCAUGGUGGGGUCUGUCAUCAUCUACAAGAUGAAGAGCGGCACCAAAAAGAGUGACUUCCACAGCCAGAUGGCCGUGCACAAGCUGGCCAAGAGCAUCCCUCUGCGCAGACAGGUAACAGUGUCGGCUGACUCCAGCGCGUCCAUGAACUCAGGAGUCCUGCUGGUUCGGCCCUCCCGGCUCUCCUCCAGUGGAACCCCCAUGCUGGCUGGGGUCUCUGAAUACGAGCUUCCCGAAGACCCUCGCUGGGAGCUCCCUCGAGACAGACUGGUUUUAGGCAAACCCCUGGGAGAGGGCUGCUUUGGGCAGGUGGUGUUGGCCGAGGCCAUUGGGCUGGACAAGGACAAACCCAACCGUGUGACCAAAGUGGCUGUGAAGAUGCUGAAGUCGGAUGCAACAGAGAAAGACUUGUCAGACCUGAUCUCCGAGAUGGAGAUGAUGAAGAUGAUCGGGAAACACAAGAACAUCAUCAACCUGCUGGGGGCCUGCACGCAGGACGGUCCUCUCUAUGUCAUCGUGGAGUACGCCUCCAAGGGCAACCUCCGGGAGUACCUGCAGGCCCGGAGGCCGCCCGGGCUGGAAUACUGCUACAACCCCAGCCACAACCCGGAGGAGCAGCUCUCCUCCAAGGACCUGGUAUCCUGCGCCUACCAGGUGGCCCGAGGCAUGGAGUAUCUCGCCUCCAAGAAGUGCAUACACCGAGACCUGGCCGCCAGGAACGUCCUGGUGACAGAGGAUAACGUGAUGAAGAUUGCAGACUUUGGCCUCGCUCGCGACAUCCACCACAUCGACUACUAUAAAAAGACGACCAACGGCCGGCUGCCUGUGAAGUGGAUGGCGCCCGAGGCAUUGUUUGACCGGAUCUACACCCACCAGAGUGAUGUGUGGUCUUUUGGGGUGCUCCUAUGGGAGAUCUUCACUCUGGGCGGCUCCCCGUAUCCUGGUGUACCUGUGGAGGAGCUUUUCAAGCUGCUGAAAGAGGGUCAUCGUAUGGACAAGCCCAGUAACUGCACCAAUGAGCUGUACAUGAUGAUGCGAGACUGUUGGCAUGCAGUCCCCUCACAAAGACCUACCUUCAAGCAGCUGGUGGAAGACCUGGACCGCAUCGUGGCCUUGACCUCCAACCAGGAGUAUCUGGACCUGUCGAUGCCCCUGGACCAAUACUCCCCCAGCUUCCCCGACACCCGCAGCUCCACCUGCUCCUCCGGAGAGGAUUCCGUCUUCUCUCAUGAGCCCUUGCCCGAGGAGCCCUGCCUGCCCCGACACCCGGCCCAGCUUGCCAAUGGCGGACUCAAACGGCGCUGACUAGCCCCCCAGCACCCCUGUCCGGACUCCAUCCUCAGCUGCGGCCCUGCCCCCACUCCUGCUGGACUCACUGCCUUCCCUCUGCCCCUUCCUGCUGGCAGGAGCCAGCUGCCCACCUGAGGCCUUCACCCCUGAGCUCCCCUGUCGCCCCCUCCUCCUCUCAGCCUGCUGGUGACACAGAGGAGCAGGGAAGCAGGUACUCGCUGAAUGCCACUUCGUUGCCUCCCAGAUGUGGGACCAAGGCCCCUGCCCGACGCCUGGAGGGUCGGGAAGUGGAAGAUGAGCAGCACACGAGCGAGAGCCCACCGAGCUUUCCUGUGUUGGUUUUGUCUGCUCCACUGUGGCCCUGACACCGGUGUUCUGGUGGCGGGUGCCUGGUCCCCCGGCUACAGCGGUAGUCGGGGGUGGGGUGUGGGGAGGGGUGGGAAUCUGCGCUCAGGCCUCGGUUGAAGGCGACCUCUGCCCCAGAUGGAUGGUGCCAGUGGCUUAUUAAUUCCAAUACUAAUUUGCUUUGCUGACCAAAUACCUGGUACCAGAGGAUGGGGACGCAGAGGCUGGGGGCAGUGUCGUGGCCCUGGGGCCCAGCCCCAACCCGGGGGCUCUGUACAUAGCUAUGAAGAAAACACAAAGUGUAUAAAUCUGAGUAUAUAUUUACAUGUCUUUUUAAAAGGGUCGUUACCAGAGGUUUACCCAUUGGGUAAGAUGCUCCUGGCGGCUGGGAGACAUCCAUUGCUAUAUAUGAAAAACAAAGGAAAAAAAGCAAAAAAAAAAAAAAGGAAAAUGUUUUUAAAAAGGUCAUAUAUUUUUUGCUACUUUUGCUGUUUUAUUUUUUUAAAUUAUGUUCUAAACCUAUUUUCAGUUUAGGUCCCUCAAUAAAAACUGCUGCUGCUUCAUUGCUCUGCAGGCUGUGUGACGCGGAAGGGAACGUCAGCUGGGAAGAAGACAGGCUGACGGGCUGGGGUGGGGGCUGUCUGUACCGAGGGCGCAGCUUGCUGCCUGGGUCCCCUCCUCCUGUUCCUCCCCUUAGGUCCUGCCCCCAGGCCUCCGGACAAGCCUCCUACCUUUCUGAUGCUCUUGGAAAGGCAGGGACAGAAGGUGGGUGCAGUAUGGGCAGGAAGCGGAGGUCCAGGGCCAGGUCCCGAAGUCCCCCAUGACUGACCAUUUCCUGGGGGAAAUGGUGAGGCCAGGUGGGGGCUGAGCCAGGCUCAGUUGAGCCCAGGGGGUAGAGAGAAUGUGAUGAAGCAGAGAGCUAAGGAUGGUUUGACAAGAGUCUGCAGACAUUCCAGCCCAGCCCAGAGCUGCCCCUCUGUGUGGGCGUGGGUAUGGUUCCGUUGAGCACGCACUUGUCACCUGAGACUAGCUUUACCUCCAGGCCCCCUGCUUCAGGUUUCUCGUUUCCCAGACUUUCCUGUGUUCAUGCUCCUCCCCGUCCCAUUCUGCCUGUAUUCGAGUGAUCAGACCACGUGUGUUGGGCCUGUCCCCCAUCUUGGCUUCCUGUAGUUCUUUCUGUACAGACCUCAUCCCUCAGGAAAGGGUAGAAAUUCUCUUAACGAUGGUGUUUUGGCUGCUUGGAAAUUUUCUUCCCCUGCCACCUCCUGGCCCAUCACUGCCCUCGCGAGGUGGGUCCUGGCUCCUCGGAACCUUAGCGCUCAGCCUGCUAGUCAGCGGCCUCUACAUCUCAAGCUUGCUCUUUGCUGAACCCCUUCUGGGUACAAAAGAAAAAUCCUUUCCUUUUUUCUAGAGGGAGAACAGGAUUGCUCUUGAACUUUUCUUUCCGAGCUAGCUAUUUCUUGGCAGCUGCCGUGUUGGCCACUGUUGUAAAAGUUCUCUCUUCUCCUGUGUCUCUCUGUAAAUAUGCAACUGUCAACAUAGCGUGAUUCGUGUUUAUGUUUAAAGAAGGCAUUAAGUUGGUGAACAGAGCCAGAAGUGAAUUUUAGCUCUUAAAACCAUUUGCUUGAGA
Vicugna pacos (alpaca) is the source of this 4538-nucleotide messenger RNA. The record is from RefSeq and is a predicted model, not a curated record. Lineage: Eukaryota; Metazoa; Chordata; Mammalia; Artiodactyla; Camelidae.